UAGACGUAGUCGCCUCUGUGCGGUCUCGAGGUGGCGGAGCAAGACUGUUUUUCCGCAGGAGCUGCCAUGAACAGGCGGAACCAGGUGUCGUACAAGAGGCCAGCCGAGCCGACGUUUCUGGCGCGCUUCAAGGAACGGGUCGGGUACAGGGAAGGGCCCACCGUAGAGACCAAGAGAAUCCAGCCCCAGCUCCCAGAUGAAGACAGUGAUCACAGUGACAAAGAAGAUGAACAGCCCCAAGUGGUGGUUCUAAGAAAGGGCGACCUGUCAGCUGAAGAAGUCAUGAAAAUUAAAGCAGAAAUAAAGGCUGCCACAGCAGAUGAAGAACCAGCUCCAACCGAUGGAAGAAUCAUGUACCGAAAACCAGUCAAGCGUUCCUCGGGUGAAAAAUACUCAGGCUUAAAAGCAAGCUCAAAGAAGAAGAGAAAGGAAAAUGGAAUAAAUAAGCAGGACUCAGUUAAAAAGAACUCACAGAAGCAAAUCAAAAACAGUUGUCUCCUUUCCUUUGAUAAUGAAGAUGAAAAUGAAUAAAUAUUUUGGACCUAGUCUUCUUUAAGACUAUGGAGUGUUUUUAAAAAUAACUUUUUUCCUAUAUAAAGAUAGACAAGUUCAUUAUAGAAAAUUUAGAAAAUACAGAAAAAAUUUAGGGAGAUUAAAAACUAUGUCCAUUCAUCAAUACCCCCUUGACUUGAAAUGCUAACUCUGUAGACAUUAACUAUUAAUAACAUUUUGUUAUUUCCCUUG
Manis javanica (Malayan pangolin) is the source of this 744-nucleotide messenger RNA. Its product is annotated as KIAA1143 ortholog. The record is from RefSeq and is a predicted model, not a curated record. Lineage: Eukaryota; Metazoa; Chordata; Mammalia; Pholidota; Manidae.